GACCGGUGGUUUCGCAGUCGAGCAGCUGAUCCGGCAUCUAUUUGGCGCCGAUCAGCCAACCAUCAUCGUCACCGUGACAGCGAUCGUUAUUGGACUUCUUAUAGAGCUACGAAACUGCCUUGCUUCCAUGACCACACCGGGCGAUCCGUCAGCGACUGGACCUGACAGACCGUGCGGGAUCACCUCAUUGCUGCCGAUCGGUAUGUCCUGCCGGAGCCGCGUCGAUGCUUUCGCCCGGAGCCUGCAGACACGCCUAAGGAAUCUUGGCUCUCAGGGUGGCUCCGGUGACGAUGAGGACGACGAAGGCCGACUCACAACCACGGAACAACAGCAGCAGCUCACGGAAAACACCUGGCUGUCACCAGCAAACAGCAGCGAGCAGACGAGCGUUACGAGUUUGCAACCGCUGCGUAUGGUUGCGAACGAAGCCGACUCCUGCUUCGAUUUCGGGCUCGAGGUGGAAAGCCCCUGCUCCCCGGUGGAGGAAUGCGAGUACACACGGCUAAUCGAAACGGCCACCGCAACACCGACAGGUCUUCCGGUCGCGGCGACAGCUGCGACCGUGGUUGAUCCUGUUGCUCAAGCCCCAGAAUCCGGGUACGUCUGCUCGUCACCCUGCUCAACACCGCAGGGAUCGGCCGCCAGCAGCCACAGCAGCUCGUCCGACUGUCAGUUCUACGAUCCGGACAGUUCCGACCAGGAGCAGCGAUCGGUUAGUGGAGGUGAGUACUACGAUUGUACGAUCGUGCCGGGUUCUACCGCCAUUGGAUUGCGAUCGAUCGGAACAGGACCGUACGCGUUGGAUGGUCCAGCGAAUCCGGCACACUUUGCGAGUCCGCCAACCCGCGAUCAUAAACCACAUCUCACCGUGGACUCUCCAUCGGCUGGCGAGGACACUUUCGUGACCUUCCCCACCAUGAACCACACCCUGAACAAUCCUUUCACCGCGACAAGCACUAGUCUACCGGCGAAUGGUCACGUGCCUGGGUAUACCACGGCCAGCACGUUGGACAGUGAUAGCUGCUCGGAAUCGUUGCCACCGUCCCAGUCGACCGAAUCCAACAACUCCACUUUCACGGGUAUCAGCUCGAACUCGAACAGCACCCUGCAGGACGUGACGAUGGAACCGCUCGACGAACCGACGGACACGGACGUCCCGGAUAGUGCGUAUUGCGCGCAAACACGCAUGGGCAAUGGACACGCGAUCAUGCCACGUGGCACGGUCAUAAACGCCGACACCGAGAUCGAGCUGAUGGGUCACCCGUACGGGUUGAAGUACGAAGAAGACACCGAACGGCAGGAUGAGACGCGACGAGAGCACCAACAAUCGGUGUACCGCGGGGCGGCCAUCGAGAUCGAGGAGGUGCAAAAGAUUCUCGAGGAUUGCACGAUGACCGCGGGACGGCACCUGGAUGGUACGGGCUCGGGCAAGCAGAACGAUCACGGUCGGGAUGAGGACGAGGACGAAGACCGGAAGGAUCACCGCCGGGCGGUGAUGUCGUCGGGUGAUGAGGACGAGGAAGAAAGCAAACCUCAGCGCAUCCGGCGCUGUUCGUCACUGAAAACCGGAAAAACGCCACCCGGUACGCCAGGACGCAGAAAGGUCGUCCGGUUCGCGGAUGUCCUUGGGCUCGAUCUGACGGACGUGCGGACGUUCAUGGACGAGGUGCCGAAGGUGCCGCAAUCCGCGUACGAAGACCUUACGAUCCUGCAAGCGGUCGAACAGCCUGUGCCAGAGAUCAGUCUCGGCCCAAAGGCGGACCGGGUGUUGGUGCCAUUGUUCCAGCAACCUGGUGCGUUACCGUGCUUCCUGGAUCGCGUGCGCGAGAAGCAGGUUAACCUGGAAAAUGCGGCCGUAACGGAUCCGAUCACGCUCACCAUCACCGGUACGGUGCGGGUGCGCAAUCUCGACUUCCACAAGUCGGUGUACGUGCGGUACACGCUCGAUAACUGGCGCAGCUACUCGGACCUGCAGGCGGUGUACGCGGAAAACUCGUGCGACGGCUUUUCGGACAAGUUUAGCUUCACGCUGCACGGCAACUCGGUGCAGGUCGGUCAGCGCAUCGAGAUGGCGAUCCGGUUUCACUGCCGAGGUGAGCAGUUCUGGGACAGCAACUACGACACGAACUACGUCUUCCAGUGUUUGCCGAUCACGCAGCCGGCCCCGAUGAUUGUGGCCCGUGGCCAGACGAACACUCCGUCCGUUACGGAACCGGCGUGGUGCAGCAGUUUCUACUAGGAGCGAGCGCGUGCUUCAACGCGCCCACUCCGGAUUAUCUUCAUGUGCAAUCACACCCUCCUCUGGCGGCUGGCAAUGGAUUGGGAGAUGGGAGGGAAAGGGAGAGGGCGCCAUCGUAAGGGUCGUAGUAUUAUUGGAAACUAAACUAAACAAACAAAAACCUCGAUAGGAUCGAACGAUCACACGCGAGAAUCAAGCCACCGUUUCAACCAACCAAGUACCAAAGUUAAGGCGGAAAAAAAAACAUGUUAAGUCGAAAUUGGAAGCAGAUCCAUACGCACCGAUAAGUGAAACCGAAAUAGCACAUGCAAUAGCGGAAUAUGCAACAACAAAAAAAACCCCACACGAAACCAUAACUCGAACAAUGUCAAAUAUUGAUCCUGGUUCGAACAUUUUGCCAGUAAAUUUGCAUAAUGCAACUGCUUUAGUGUAGCGAUAGCGUGCAUCCGGUUUGGCGCGUAGGCGAGUAUGGUACCGGAAUUGAACGAAUCGACAGGUUGUUGGGCCGCCGAUUGAGAUUUUAAUCGUGAGACGAGGACGCCAUGUUGCGAUUUGUUAUGUUUGCGAAUGUUUAUGUUUUAUAUGUAUGUUGAUGGGCCAGAAUCGUCCAUGCUUUCCGUUGUGCGUGUGUAGAUUAUGAAUAAAGCAAACAAAAACUGUUGAUAGCGCGAAUGGUGGGAGGCAGAAUGGCGGAGGCAUGGACGGACGAAUGCGAGUUGAGCAGUAAAAUUAAUUUAAAACACGAUACCCAGAAACACGAAUCAAUUUGGAUAGAAAUAGCGAAGCGGAUUGGAAAAGUGGAAAAUUUUAAAAAAUUGCGCGGUUACUGUCCUUAAAGACAGGCCGAAUAGAUAGAGAGAUUGGAAGAAAUGAAACGAACGAGAGAGAGAGAGAGAGAGAGAGAGAGAGAGAGAGAGAGUGACAGUGAGGAGUAGGCGGCUUUAUAAUAAACAUUGUGUCUUAUGAUGUAAAGCAGAGCAUUGUAACAAACUAUAAAACCCGUUAGAAUGUAAUAUCAUCCCAAAGUCUAAUAAUGGUAGGAAUAGCAAAUACUGAACUGUAAUUAUUAUACCGACAUCCAGAGAAGCACUGGCAAAUGCGAAUGGGCGGAUUGCAACUGCAUCAAAUAGCAUAGAACAUGACCGAUAAGGUACUAACCACUGACAACACAGGCGACAGUUGGGUGGUGCGUGCAGUACUCCCCGUUAGAGUAUGUAUAGAAGCCAGUUUUACUCAGUUUAGAGUUGAAUAAA
Anopheles nili is the source of this 3492-nucleotide messenger RNA. RefSeq names its product glycogen-binding subunit 76A (gene Gbs-76A). The coding region runs from base 128 to 2239 and encodes 703 amino acids. Lineage: Eukaryota; Metazoa; Arthropoda; Insecta; Diptera; Culicidae. Gene Ontology annotation, cellular component: protein phosphatase type 1 complex. Gene Ontology annotation, molecular function: glycogen binding; protein phosphatase 1 binding. Gene Ontology annotation, biological process: regulation of glycogen biosynthetic process. The record is from RefSeq and is a predicted model, not a curated record. The transcript has 3 exons.